Molecule: messenger RNA, 1366 nt
Organism: Harpegnathos saltator (Jerdon's jumping ant)
Lineage: Eukaryota; Metazoa; Arthropoda; Insecta; Hymenoptera; Formicidae
Gene: Slbp
Product: Stem-loop binding protein
Exons: 2
Coding region: 507-1283 (258 amino acids)
Biological process (GO): mRNA 3'-end processing by stem-loop binding and cleavage; mRNA transport
Cellular component (GO): cytoplasm; histone pre-mRNA 3'end processing complex
Molecular function (GO): mRNA binding; histone pre-mRNA stem-loop binding
Source: RefSeq, a predicted model, not a curated record
ACAUAAAUGUUUCUUUUGACUAUCAGUCUUUUGAAUCAUCUAUCUAGAAAUGAAAGUGUUGCUAUUUUUCUGCCACUAGCUCUAUAUCAAACGUCGGAAGCAGUGACCUUCUACAAAAAAAGAGCGGGCCGGAUGUUCGCGAUUUCAUGAAAAAGGCGCGCACGGCGAACAGGGAGGCGCGUAUAAUAAUUGGGAAUACUCGACAAAUUAUAUCGAGCGAAAUUUCGUUCUGCUGAACAAAAAGAGAGUCUCUUUUCUUUUGAUUGUAUUCAUGUAUAACUAAUUGAAUCGCAAAAGUAAUUAAGGACUGUGUAUAUAUUUCGGGAAAAGCGUCAAUAAACCAUUUUCACCCCACCAAAGUGAUUGCAAUUGUAAUAGGUUAUACUCUGCAAAAAUUGCGUGAGUACGUUGAUCGUACUUAAAUUGACAAAAUUCACGUGUGAUAUUAAGUGCAAAAUCAGCUUUGAGAAUAAUAUAUUUGAAGUAAAGUCGAUUAUUUUACGAAAAUGGAUCCACUGUCGAGCAAUCCGAUACUUCACAUCGAAAUUGAGGAUGAUGAACUCUUGGAUGAAAUUUUAUGUAUGAAAAAUAGUAAACCUAUUGCAUCUGAACAAAUUGAUAAGGAAAAAGAAGAUAUUGAUGAAAAAAAAGAAGAUAAUUGUCAGACAAAGGAAGAUAAUCAAGAAAAGGAAAAUGGUGAUAAGAAAAAGGAAGAUAUUAAUGAGGAAAAAGAAGAUUAUUUAGAAUGUGAGACCUAUUACUGUGAGAUAGAAGCUGAAAGUGUUGCCAAGACAGUACAGGAAAAUAAAAUUUUAAGUGUGCAAAAUGACAAUGAUUAUACAAAAUAUUUAAAGAGUACAAGUGAUGUAUAUGUAGAGUUUAAAGACAAUAUACAGAAUAGUCUGAAGGAGUCAAAUAUCAGUAAUAAAAGAACAAGAGAAGAUAAUAUAGAUGAUAUAAAUAUUAAAGUUUCCCGCAGUAGAUGUUACAGUGACUCUAGCUCAACCACUAAUUCAUCAGAUAGUGAUAGGAAACAUGUAGAGUAUGAAAUAGAUCCAAUUGUUCUGGCACGCAGACAAAAGGAGAUAGAUUAUGGAAAAAACACUAUCGGAUAUGAUAGAUAUAUCCAGGCGGUUCCUAAAGAUAAACGUACACGAGAACAUCCAAGGACACCACCAAAAUAUAUAAAGUAUAGCAGAAGAGGCUGGGAUGGUAUGGUCAGAUUAUGGCGGAAACAACUACAUUCUUGGGAUCCUCCUCAAGAAGACAACAAAACCAAUUGAAUUGGAUAAUCUAUUAAAAAACUAAUUAAAUCAUUCUUUUUAUUUAUAUUAUCAUAUUUCUUAAUAUACUUUUAGUUUCUUAA